UUCAGCAGCUUUGACUGCUUCUUCUAUCUCUGAGCCCUUCUCGCGCCGGGAAAUGGACCUUCUCUUGUUAGAGAAGAGCCUCAUCGCCGUCUUCUUCGCGGUGCUUCUCGCGAUCGCCAUUUCCAAGCUCCGUGGCAAGAAAUUGAAGCUUCCUCCGGGUCCGUUACCGGUUCCGGUUUUUGGAAACUGGCUCCAAGUCGGAGAUGAUCUCAAUCACCGCAAUCUCACCGAUCUCGCUCGAAAAUUCGGAGAAAUAUUCCUCCUCCGAAUGGGCCAGAGAAAUCUCGUCGUUGUUUCGUCGCCGGAUCUAGCGAAGGAUGUGCUCCACACGCAGGGCGUUGAGUUCGGAUCCAGAACCAGGAACGUCGUCUUCGAUAUCUUCACCGGGAAGGGUCAGGACAUGGUGUUCACGGUCUACGGAGAGCACUGGCGGAAGAUGCGGCGGAUCAUGACGGUGCCGUUCUUCACCAACAAGGUCGUGCAGCAGAAUCGGCAGGGUUGGGAGUACGAAGCGGCGUGUGUGGUCGAGGAUAUGAAGAAGAAUCCUGAUGCUGCGACGAAGGGAGUCGUGCUGAGGAAGAGGCUUCAGCUGAUGAUGUACAACAAUAUGUACCGGAUUAUGUUCGACAGAAGGUUUGAGAGUGAGGACGAUCCGUUGUUCGUUCAGCUCAAGGCUUUGAACGGCGAGAGAAGUCGAUUGGCUCAGAGCUUCGAGUACAACUAUGGAGAUUUUAUCCCCAUCCUUAGGCCGUUCCUGAGAGGGUAUUUGAAGAUUUGCAAGGAGGUAAAGGAACGGAGGCUGCAACUGUUCAAGAAGCACUUCGUCGACGAGAGGAAGCAAAUUGCGAGCACCAAGCCUACGAGCAACGAAGGAUUGAAAUGCGCCAUUGAUCACAUCUUGGAUGCUCAGCAGAAGGGAGAGAUCAAUGAGGACAACGUUCUUUACAUCGUCGAGAACAUCAACGUCGCCGCGAUUGAGACGACGUUAUGGUCAAUCGAGUGGGGGAUUGCUGAGUUAGUGAACCAUCCGGAGAUCCAAACAAAGCUGAGGAACGAACUGGACACUGUUCUUGGACAUGGCGUCCAGAUAACAGAGCCAGACAUCCACAAGCUCCCAUACUUGCAGGCCGUGAUCAAGGAGACGCUGAGAUACAGAAUGGCGAUUCCUCUCCUCGUGCCUCACAUGAACCUCCAUGAAGGAAAGCUCGGAGGGUAUGACGUACCAGCCGAGAGCAAGAUCCUCGUCAAUGCCUGGUUUCUGGCCAACAAUCCAAACAACUGGAAGAAACCGGACGAGUUCAGGCCAGAGAGGUUCUUGGAGGAAGAGUCGAAUGUGGAAGCGAACGGGAAUGAUUUCAGGUAUAUCCCGUUUGGAGUGGGACGGAGAAGCUGCCCAGGAAUCAUUUUGGCACUGCCCAUAUUGGGAAUCACCAUCGGAAGGCUUGUUCAGAACUUCGAGCUGCUUCCUCCGCCAGGGAAAUCUCAGGUUGAUACCACUGAGAAAGGUGGACAGUUCAGCUUACACAUCCUCAAUCACUCCACCAUUGUUAUGAAGCCGAGGUCCUCUUGAUUGAUUCAGGGUUUUGUAAUAUUGUUGUUGUCAUAACAGUUGUGUAUGCCUUUGGAAUGUUUUUGUAAAAAA
This is a messenger RNA of Tarenaya hassleriana, 1642 nucleotides long. RefSeq names its product trans-cinnamate 4-monooxygenase. Gene Ontology annotation, molecular function: iron ion binding; trans-cinnamate 4-monooxygenase activity; heme binding. Bases 53 to 1570 code for a protein of 505 amino acids. Lineage: Eukaryota; Viridiplantae; Streptophyta; Magnoliopsida; Brassicales; Cleomaceae. The record is from RefSeq and is a predicted model, not a curated record. Gene Ontology annotation, biological process: lignin metabolic process. The transcript has 3 exons.